UAAACUAUUUGAAUUUUUUUUCUAGGUCUUAAAGAAAGUGCAGAAGAGAUGGUCAAAAACAAGCAGGAGGGAAAGGAUAGACUGACCCCUUGGGAACAGUUUUUAGAGAAGAAGAAAGAGAAAAAAAGACUGAAAAAGAAACAGAAGGCUCUUGCUGAAGAGGCCAGUGAAGAUGAGUUUCCCUCUGAUGUUGAUUUGAAUGAUCCAUACUUUGCUGAAGAGGUUAAAAAAAUAGGUAUGAAGAAAAAAUCAAUGAAAUCUGCAAAGGACAACACAUCUCCAGAGGAAGAAACUGAAAUAGAGAGACAGAAGGCUGAAAUGGCUUUACUUGUGAUGGAUGAAGAAGAAGACAGCAAGACACAUUUCAAUUAUGACAAGAUUGUGGAGCACCAGAAUCUGAGCAAAAAGAAGAAAAAAAAGCUUAUGAAAAAGAAGGAAUUACUUGAAGAUGACUUUGAGGUAAACGUUAGUGAUACACGGUUCCAAGUGAUGUAUACUUCCCACUUGUUCAAUUUGGAUCCCUCUGAUCCUAAUUUCAAGAAAACAAAAGCUAUGGAAAAAAUUCUUGAGGAGAAAGCCCGGCAAAGAGAACAAAAAGAACAAGAACUUUCUCAAGCAGUAAAGAGAGAGCAGGAGCCUGCAAAGUCCUCACAGAAGAAGCUGGUUGAUCCCGCCUUGUCAGUGCUGGUUAAAUCUGUGAAAAGCAAAACAGAGCAGUUUCAAGCCAGAAAAAGACAAAGAGUCAAAUAACUGGGUACUGUUUUGUAUGAUUGAGAAGGCUGGGAAUGAUGCCCUUUCCAGACUGAAAAUACCCUUCUCUGAGCAUUGUAAAAGUUUUCUCCAUAAAGAGUUGUUCUAUUUAAUUGUACAUAGUUGACAGGUUUAUACUGUCUUAUUUCUCCAGAUUCAUAAUAAAAUAAUGUAAUCUGUAA
Messenger RNA from Nannospalax galili (Upper Galilee mountains blind mole rat), 932 nucleotides. Its product is annotated as ESF1 homolog. The transcript has 5 exons. Gene Ontology annotation, molecular function: RNA binding. Bases 49 to 750 code for a protein of 233 amino acids. Gene Ontology annotation, cellular component: nucleus. NCBI's taxonomy places the organism in Eukaryota, Metazoa, Chordata, Mammalia, Rodentia, Spalacidae. Gene Ontology annotation, biological process: rRNA processing. The record is from RefSeq and is a predicted model, not a curated record.